Molecule: messenger RNA, 3312 nt
Organism: Penicillium riverlandense
Lineage: Eukaryota; Fungi; Ascomycota; Eurotiomycetes; Eurotiales; Aspergillaceae
Gene: pkcA
Product: protein kinase c
Exons: 8
Coding region: 1-3312 (1103 amino acids)
Biological process (GO): protein phosphorylation; fungal-type cell wall biogenesis; signal transduction
Molecular function (GO): diacylglycerol-dependent serine/threonine kinase activity; ATP binding
Source: RefSeq, a predicted model, not a curated record
AUGGACAGCGACGACCCUAUUGCCGCGGUCUACAAAAAGAUCGAGCGGGAGAAGGCCCUGAUCGCCGCGGCGAGCAACAUGCGGCAGUCGACCGACAAUCCGCUCGUGCAGCAGCGAGUCGAUGCGAACAUCCGCGAUGGCUGGAAAAAUAUUGCCUACCUCGAGGAGAAGAUGCAGGAAUUGCAGAUCCGUCGCAUGGAACAGGAUGGUGGCGGCUCGCCUACAGGCCAGCGCCGCGGGCCCGGUGCCGGUGGGAACGCUCCCCCGCCGCCUCCAAAGGACUAUCCCGGUGCCGGUGGGAAAUACGGUGAUGGCUAUGGCUACCCUCAGGGAAGCACGGGUAGUAUGCCUUCUGGUGCGCCGUACUCGGAUCCGCGGCCUUAUGCUCCUAUCCCCAAGGCGAGGCCGAAUUAUACGAAGUUGGAUUUGAUCAAAUAUGACACGCCCUACCUCGGCCCCAAGAUUCAGCUCAUGCUGUCCCAGCUCGAGUUCAAGCUGAGCGUCGAGAAACAAUACAAGGCUGGUAUUGAGAAGAUGGUUCGCCUGUACCAGGAUGAAGGCGACAGGAAGAGCCGUGCGGAUGCUGAGGGCCGUCGCAUCGAGAGUAACCAAAAGAUCCAGCUCUUGAAGCAGGCUCUCAAGCGAUAUGAGGAUCUCCACGUCGACAUUGAGUCUUCUGAUGCGCCGGAUGACGAAUCGCUCAGCAGUCCGAACAUGCGCAAGCCGCUAACCGGUCUCUUGACCAUGCGAAUCCACGCUGUGAAAGAUGUCGACCACGCCGCAAGUUCACGAUUCUCCCGAGGCCCGGAGACCUUUGUCAUCGUCAAAGUGGAAGAUGCGGUAAAGGCCAGAACCAAGGCCAGUCGGAACGAUAAAUGGCUCGACGAGUCAUUUUCGAUCGAUAUCGACAAGGCCAAUGAGAUCGAGCUUACUGUAUACGACAAGUCUGGAGACCGCCCGACGCCUAUCGGUAUGCUUUGGGUACGCAUCUCCGACAUCGCGGAGGAGAUGCGUCGCAAGAAGAUCGAGACCGAGCUGGGUGCAUCCGGAUGGGUUUCGGCAGACAAGAUGGAGGGCUCAGGAAUGCCUCGACCUGACUAUUCUGGCUCCACACACGGAGGGCCUCCAGGACAUCCCAGCUCGGGUGGCCGACCUGGCACAGCAGGCCAAGGGCAUAGCGAGAUGCCGGGUGCUCCUCCUUCCGUCAUGAUUGAUUCAUGGUUCGCUUUGGAGCCGUUUGGUCGGAUACACGUGUCAAUGAGCUUCGCCAAACAACUCAAGGAUCGUCGACCCUUCGACAUCGGUCUCAAUCGACAGGGCGCCGUGCGCCAAAAGAAGGAGGAGAUCCACGAGAAGCAGGGCCACAAGUUCGUCACUCAACAAUUCUACAACAUCAUGCGCUGUGCGCUGUGUGGAGAUUUCCUCAAAUACGCGGCCGGAAUGCAAUGUGCGGACUGCAAAUACACCUGCCACCGCAAAUGCUACCCCAAGGUUGUCACCAAGUGUAUCAGCAAGGCGAACUACGAGACCGAUCCGGACGAGGAGAAGAUCAAUCACCGGAUUCCGCACCGCUUCGAAGGUUUCUCCAAUAUCUCCGCCAACUGGUGCUGUCACUGCGGUUACCUGCUGCCUUUUGGACGCAAGAACGCCAAGCGAUGUAGCGAAUGCGGUCUUACCUGCCACGCUCACUGCACUCACCUUGUGCCUGAUUUCUGCGGCAUGUCCAUGGAAGCUGCCAACCAGAUCCUGGAGACCCUGAUUCGCGCCAAGAAUCAUAACAAGUCUGCAUCUGUCAGUUCAGGUCUUAGUGGCCGUACCCUUCGCCCCAGCGGUCCCCCACACCCCCCUCAAGACAAUAUCCAUCCACCCAAGCCCUCCGAGGGCUACGGGGCGAUCCCCAGACAGGCUUCUGCAGAAGCAGUAAGCGCUGCGACUAACUCUUAUAUGACUCCACAGUCACCAUCUGUUGCUACCCAGCGCCCACAGAUCCCGCCAAAGCUGCCCUCUUCGGGUUCUGCUUCCACUGCCGCCACGGCCGCCGCAGUCGCGACAGGAUUGCGAACACCCCAGCAGACAUCAGUGGAUAUGGGCCGUCCCCCGCAAUCGCCACAGUCUCAGCAACCUCCUCCACACCAGGCCUAUGUUCCCUCCGCCUAUAAAGACUUCCCACCUUCGGGCCAGCCUAUGUCGGGUGUCGCACCUGGGCCUUACUCUCCGAUGCAGCCGCCUCAACAACAACAACCCAUGACGACUGUGUCGACGCAAAUUACACCGGCCGUCAAGGAGGAGGCUCCGCCAGCGCAGGCCAAGUCCCGGAUCGGACUGGAUCAUUUCAACUUCCUUUCUGUGCUUGGAAAGGGUAACUUCGGUAAGGUCAUGUUGGCUGAAACCAAAACUACCCGCAAGCUCUAUGCCAUUAAGGUGUUGAAGAAGGAAUUCAUCAUCGAAAAUGAUGAAGUGGAGAGCACCAAGUCCGAGAAGCGCGUGUUCCUGAUCGCCAAUAAGGAACGACACCCGUUCCUGUUAAACUUGCACGCCUGUUUCCAGACGGAGACCCGAGUGUACUUCGUCAUGGAGUACAUCAGCGGUGGUGAUCUGAUGUUGCACAUUCAGCGCGGCCAGUUCGGCCUCAAGAGGGCGCAAUUCUACGCUGCUGAAGUCUGCUUGGCUCUGAAGUACUUCCACGAGAACGGCGUCAUCUACCGUGAUCUGAAGCUCGACAACAUUAUGCUCACCCUGGACGGCCACAUCAAGGUUGCCGAUUAUGGUCUCUGCAAGGAGAACAUGUGGUACGGUGCCACGACCAGCACAUUCUGCGGUACACCCGAGUUCAUGGCUCCUGAGAUUCUUCUAGACAAGAGAUACGGCCGCGCAGUCGACUGGUGGGCAUUCGGGGUGCUCAUCUACCAGAUGCUUCUCCAGCAGUCUCCGUUCCGCGGUGAGGAUGAAGACGAAAUCUACGACGCCAUUCUGGCCGACGAGCCCCUCUACCCCAUCCACAUGCCUCGGGAUUCGGUCUCGAUUCUCCAGAAGCUGUUGACUCGUGAGCCCGAAUUGCGACUGGGGUCCGGCCCGACAGAUGCUCAGGAAGUCAUGUCUCACGCCUUCUUCCGCAACAUCAAUUGGGAUGAUAUUUACCACAAGCGGGUCCCGCCGCCGUUCAUCCCCACGAUCAGCAGCCCCACCGAUACCAGCAACUUCGAUCAGGAAUUCACGAGCGUGACUCCGGUCCUGACUCCCGUCCAAUCGGUGCUCUCGCAGGCCAUGCAGGAGGAGUUCCGCGGCUUCUCCUACACGGCCGACUUUGCUUGA